Messenger RNA from Rhopilema esculentum, 2706 nucleotides. The record is from RefSeq and is a predicted model, not a curated record. NCBI's taxonomy places the organism in Eukaryota, Metazoa, Cnidaria, Scyphozoa, Rhizostomeae, Rhizostomatidae.
ACUCUUGUUUAUCUGUAAUUUUCCUUGCUCGUUCCGCAUUUUUCUAUCAUGUGUAUUAGGAUAAUCUUUGUAUUAUUAUGAGUAAAUUCAUACCUACGUCAAUUAUCAGCAUGUUAAGUAGAUCGCCAUAGCAACCCAGUAUUUAAGGAUAUCGCGCUACCCUACCCCGCUCGUUACUAAGUAAAUUACUUCCUUUCACCGUUUCAUUUACGUAUGUCUAUUGUUUUUAGUUCAGUAUUUAUAGGAGCCCCGUACCUCAUCUUAGGCAGGAAGAAUUAUGGAAAAGUAGCAGCAAGAGAAAGCAGUUUAGGCAUGCACCGUUUUAGGGGCAAGAUGCUUGUGAAUGAUCUUGUCGCCUUCGUUUUGCUCUUAGUCGUUUUGAGAUAUUUGUAGGAGAUGUAUCAGUUUUGGAAGACCUCUGGGAUAGUUCUUGUGAAAGAUUAUGCCCAUGUCACGCGUUAAUUAUUAUGCCGUUGUCAGCAUGCAAGUUAUGUAGCUGCCGGGACGAUUUUAUCGAAAGAAAAGAAGGAAAGAUUUAACCGAUUUACGUCGCAUCAUUUAUUGGCCAUCCUCUACCUUUUAAAAGGUCCUGAGAAUCGAUUUAAGCAACAUUUUAGAUAUUGAUGGCGUCACCAUCUGCGCAUGUCACAAGUACGGGAAAUUGUGAAAGAAUAAGGAUUCAAAGGCUAUCCUCCUGGUCAACUUCAGACAAAAUGGCGAAUGUUGUUGGUGUAGAUGUUGGAUCAACAACCAUUAGCUGCUUUGUUUUUGAUGAGAACUGCAACGUGAAAGGAAAUUCCAUGUUAGGUGUUCAUCUGGAGCACCCUAAGCCUGGAUAUACUGAGAUAGAUCCAGAAAAGCUCUGGAGCCAGUUUUUGUCGGUUAUAAAUGGUGCUUUGGACUCAGCUGGUAUUACAGCAAAAGAUAUCACCUCACUGGGUAUCUCAGUACAGAGAGGCAGUUUUAUAACAUGGGAUCGCAAUACUGGGGAAGUCUUACAUAAUUUCAUUGGAUGGCAAGAUUUACGGGCCAGCAAGAUAACAGAUGACUGGAAUUCAUCUUUAACUAUAAACAGUAUUAAGUUUGCUAGCAAAGUGCUUUAUGCUUUUACUGGUAAGAAUAGAUUUAAAGCUGCGAGUGUUAUAACCUUCUCUCCCUAUCAUGCCUCCAUGAGACUAUAUUGGAUGUUGAAAAAUAAUCCAACAGUUUAUCGUAAAGCACAUAACGGAACUCUUUUGUUUGGGACAAUCGAUUCAUGGCUGUUGUGGAAGCUGUCCAAGGGAAAACUUCAUGUCACCGACUAUUCCAAUGCAAGUUCAACUGGAAUUUUUGAUCCAUAUAUGAUGACAUGGAGUACAGUAUUCUGUAGUAUUCUUGAGCUCCCUUUAUCAAUAUUUCCCUCUUUUAUUGACACGUCUGGUUUCAUUGUGGAUGUUGACGAAAGUAUUUUUGGCCACAGUUUUCCAAUCCAUGCACUAGCAGCCGAUCAACAAGCUGCUGUAUUUGGUCAAUGUUGCUUUAAUGAGGGUGACAUCAAUUGUACCCUUGGUACUGGAACAUUUAUUGAUAUAAACACUGGGCUGAAUCCUCAUGCAUCAAUUGGUGGUCUUUAUCCGGUUGUUGGCUGGAAGAUUAAGGAAGAAACAGUUUUUAUUGCUGAAGGCAAUACACAAGGAACUUCAUCAUCCGUUGAAUUGUUAAAAAACCUGGGUUUAUUUGAUGAUGUGUCCUUGACAGCUGAUAUGGCCAAUGAAGUGGAAAACUCGGAUGGUGUUUAUUUCAUUCCUGCUUUCAAUGGUCUCCAAGCCCCUAUCAACGAUAAUCAUGCUGUCCCUUUACUUAUUGGCAUGAACAUAGAUACUUCAAGGCAACACAUUGUUCGGGCAGUUUUAGAAUCGAUUGCAUUCCGAUUUCACCAGCUUUAUCAGAUAGUUAUUAGCGAGAUACAAGUGCCUGUAAAAUCGUCGAUUAAGGCCGAUGGUGGUGUGGCAAGGAACGAUUUUGUCGUUAAACUGAUCGCCAGCCUGACAAAACACGAAACGGACCGGGCAGCUUUUAGUGAUAUGUCGGCCCUUGGAGCAGCUUUCUUUGCUGGCCUAGGUGCUGGGGUCUGGAAAUCAAAGGAAGAACUUCUAGACCUGCGAGUUUCCGGGAAGACUUUUCAACCAGACUUAGAUAUGGGGAAGUCGUAUGUAUCGACUUUAAAGACAUGGGAGAAAGCGAUGGAAAGAAGCCUUGGCUGGUACAAGGGCAAAUACUAAUCGCUCAAUUAUCACGCAUUUGAUUUUUAUUUAUGCCAUAUUUUUAUAAACAAGGUGGAUUGAAGCCUCGGAAAGUCACUCCUGUUUUUGUACUGGUUCAAUCUCGUGUAAAGGAUGUUCCUUUUUCUUUGGAUUUAAGUAACGCAUUUGAAUUAUUUUCUUUCUUAUAUUUCUUUUUAUGUUUGACCAUUUUAUACAUUAAAUGUGCAUAAUUAUAUGUUUAUAUCAAUUUCACCUAUUAGUUUGUCUUACUAGAAAUUAUUGCCGUCUUUCUUUCGUAACUCGUAAUUGUCCGCAUGGGUGUAGCAAGCAGAAGUGGUGUGAGUUGUCGUCAUACCCAGGGGCGGACUGGCUGGUCGGGCUAUUCGGGCGAUCGCCCGAAGGGCCGGUCGGUUUGAGGGCCGGCUGAUAAAAGUGCAAAAAAAAUAAACUAGCUUAAAAAGUG